Trichobilharzia szidati is the source of this 1076-nucleotide messenger RNA. NCBI's taxonomy places the organism in Eukaryota, Metazoa, Platyhelminthes, Trematoda, Strigeidida, Schistosomatidae. The record is from the annotation of a GenBank genome assembly.
UUUUUUACGCAUGCCCACUGUGAAGUUAGAUGAUGAGCAUGAAUCACGAGACUCAUAUUUCACUGUUGCAAUGUAUAAAAAUAACGCUAAAGUGUGUUAUUGCAUUAUUUUUUCUUCACAUUCCUUAGAGUUGUGUACACUCGUCUCAACAGAGCAGUUCAACAAAUGUUUAUAAUAUGUAUAUUUUGAUAUUUCCCAGAUUUCACAAUGUUUUACAAUUCUUUAUCCAAAAGUGUGUGUUACAGUUUUGUGUGGCAAUGAUUCGGAACCGAAAAAAAGGUAAAAACGAAUCAUGUAUAAACACAGUUUUACCUGCGUGAUAUCAUGCAUAACAACAGAGAACCGUACUCCAUCUUUACAUGUUUGUAUUAAUACAGUUGAAGUAUGGAAAUGCAAACUACACAUACACAUGUAUACAUGCAAACAUGUUGUCUCAUUCAUAUUUACUCUGAGUGUGGGCUGGCAGUAAUUAAAAAUGUAGCCUGAACUGUAGAGCAUUAGUAGUUCUUCUCCGAUUGGCUGAUUAUGCCCUUUUGAUUAGCCCAUUGUUGUUCUUGCAUAUGGGUGGAACAAUAUAAGGCUCCAAGCUUCUUCAACCGUGAAGUUCCAGUGGCCGGUGGUGUCAGAGCAGGGGUUGCUAGCUGCACACAUCCUUCAUUCUUAACCGGGCGUACUACCGGCUAAGUGAGGUUUAAGUGUGUGUAUGUGAUGUGUGUUGGCUGGCAUCCGAACCGCGGACAAUUUGCGUAGUUGGCGAGCAUUCAUUCUAUCACUGAAUCACCGACACUAUGAGCGAGCCUAUAUUUAUUUACGAGGUCUACAGGAAGUUACGGUGUUACUAUUAUAUACAAAAACUAUUCUCGUCACGACAAUUUACUGAGGAGGAUACAUCAACGACAACAACAGCAGCAGCAACAACAACAAUUCGAACAACUAUUCCACAGUCAACUAUUCUACUUGCUCUUGAGAAGAAGAAGAAUAAUAAUAAUAAGCUAGUUACAUUGGCACCCUCGUUAUCGUCAUCAUCAUCAUCCUCUGGGUGGAAGUGUAUUAAUUGGACAACCAAUUCUCAAUAA